AGCACCAAACAGUCCAACCAACCCAGACAACAACUCCACAGUCCACACCCACACAGAAAAAUGGGUAAUCAAGAUCAUGACCAUCAACAUUCAGAUGAAAUCAUCAAGAUUACUGAUGAGAAACCAAAUUUGAUAUCAAAUUGUCUACUUUCUUCAGCAUUUCUUCAUACACCAUUCCAGCCAUUCUCAUCCUCCCCUCACCACCCUAGAAAACCCAAUAAUCCUCUCCAAAAUUUCCAAGCUUCUUUAAUCUCAAAAGGUAAUGAGUUUCUGAGGAAUUUGGAAACCAUUGCUGCUGGAAAUCCAGUGGUGCAGAAGCUCUUCUCUUUCUCUAACAAUAUCAAUGAUUUCUGUCAGAUGCGUCGCAGAGAAUUCAUAUUGUCAAACUCGUUAUCCAAACACAACUUUGCUGCAGUUUUACCAGGAGAUUCAGUAGCAGGUCUUGUGGCAGCUAAUGGUGUCUUGAACUUCUUGAACAUUUACAAUACAAUCUUGGUUGUCAGGCUCGUUUUGACCUGGUUCCCUAACUCUCCUCCUGCCAUCACUAACCCACUCAGCACUAUAUGUGAUCCUUACUUGAACAUAUUCCGUGGAGUAGUUCCACCACUUGGAGGAUUAGAUCUCUCUCCAAUAUUAGCAUUCCUCGUUCUAAAUGCAUUAACAAGCGCUGCAACUGCACUUCCUGCUGAACUUCCAACCACAAACGAAACAACAGCAACAUCAAGACAAGACCUCUCAUCAUCUCAUUCACAGUUUUCAAAUCUCACUUCAACACAGAAGAAAUGGUUAAAGAGGGUUUGCGGAAACAAAUCAAAAACAAGUCCUGCUUGAACUCGGAAGUUUUGUACUGGUAUGUAUGAGUUUCUUUCAUGAAUGUUGAUUCUUUUGGAUGCAACUGUCCUAACUCAGAAAAAUGUAACACUUGUCGGCGUAAAUUGAAACAAACAAAUCAAAUGCAGCUUCAUAUUUUCUAUCUUUUUCAUUGUAACAAGUAUUUCCAUAUUAUACUACGUAAUAUACUGUCUGAAUCAAAAUGUUACAUGAAUCAGAUCAUUCAGAUGGAAUCUAUAAUCUGAGAAA
This is a messenger RNA of Papaver somniferum (opium poppy), 1080 nucleotides long. RefSeq names its product ylmG homolog protein 2, chloroplastic-like. Lineage: Eukaryota; Viridiplantae; Streptophyta; Magnoliopsida; Ranunculales; Papaveraceae. Gene Ontology annotation, cellular component: membrane. The record is from RefSeq and is a predicted model, not a curated record. Gene Ontology annotation, biological process: chloroplast fission. The coding region runs from base 61 to 831 and encodes 256 amino acids. The transcript is spliced from 3 exons.